GGCAGCUAACACCUCGCGCCUCUGGCUCUAGCCGGGCGCGCCUCACGACUCCCACCCCCUCACUCAGACUCCAGCUUAGGCGCACGGUCUGCCUCGCACCCUCACGACUCAGCUCCCUCCCUCUCCCAGUUUCCCCUCCACCGCCCCUCAUCUAUCCCCUCUAUGCUUCCUCUUCCUCAAAAAUCUCUCCGGCUCUCUCUGCUUUCUGUUUCCCAGGCUUUGAGGAGUCUUCGGUCCCCUUUCCCUAUGUAAUCUCCGCGGCUUCCAGAGUAUUGCCACAUCACUAAGCCCUAACUCUCACUCGCGCUCUUGCACACGCAGACACGCACGUUUCCUGUCCUCGUGUGACACCCACCUUCGCAGCGCGGCCGCGCCAGUCCCCGCCAGUCCCCUCGCGGUGCCCUCCUCCCGCUACACACGCACGCAAGCGCGCAGGGCCAAGCCAAAGGCAGCUCGCCCGCAGCCUGCAAUCAGAGGCGACGUGCUCCAGUCUCGCAGCGACCAUGGCAUCUCCUGGCUCCGGCUUUUGGUCCUUUGGAUCUGAAGAUGGUUCCGGGGAUCCUGAGAACCCCGGCACAGCGAGAGCCUGGUGCCAAGUGGCCCAAAAGUUCACGGGUGGUAUCGGAAACAAGCUGUGCGCCCUGCUCUAUGGAGAUGCUGAGAAGCCAACGGAGAGCGGUGGAAGUGUGCCCCCGCGGGCCGCCACACGGAAAGUCGCCUGCACCUGCAAUCAGAAGCCCUGCAGCUGCCCCAAAGCGGAUGUCAACUAUGCGUUUCUACACGCAACAGACUUACUACCGGCUUGCGAUGGAGAAAGACCUACUUUGGCAUUUCUGCAAGACGUUGUGGACAUUUUGCUUCAGUAUGUGGUGGAAAGUUUCGAUAGAUCAACCAAAGUGAUUGAUUUCCAUUAUCCUAAUGAGCUUCUGCAAGAGUAUAAUUGGGAAUUGACAGACCAACCACAAAAUUUGGAGGAAAUUUUGAUGCAUUGCCAAACAACUCUAAAAUAUGCAAUUAAAACAGGGCAUCCCAGAUAUUUCAAUCAACUUUCCACUGGAUUGGAUAUGGUUGGAUUAGCAGCAGACUGGCUGACAUCAACAGCAAACACUAAUAUGUUCACCUAUGAGAUUGCUCCAGUGUUUGUGCUUUUGGAAUAUGUCACACUAAAGAAAAUGAGAGAAAUCAUUGGCUGGCCAGGGGGCUCUGGUGAUGGAAUAUUUUCUCCUGGUGGCGCCAUAUCCAACAUGUACGCCAUGCUGAUUGCUCGCUAUAAAAUGUUUCCGGAGGUUAAGGAGAAAGGAAUGGCUGCUGUUCCCAGGCUCAUCGCUUUCACAUCGGAGCAUAGUCAUUUUUCUCUCAAAAAGGGAGCUGCAGCUUUAGGGAUUGGAACAGACAGCGUGAUUCUGAUUAAAUGUGAUGAGAGGGGAAAAAUGAUCCCAUCUGAUCUCGAAAGAAGAAUCCUUGAGGCCAAACAGAAAGGAUUUGUUCCUUUCCUUGUGAGUGCCACAGCUGGAACCACUGUGUAUGGAGCAUUUGACCCUCUCUUGGCUGUUGCUGACAUUUGUAAAAAGUAUAAGAUCUGGAUGCAUGUGGAUGCAGCUUGGGGUGGGGGAUUACUGAUGUCCCGGAAACACAAGUGGAAGCUGAGUGGCGUGGAGAGGGCCAACUCUGUGACAUGGAAUCCACACAAGAUGAUGGGUGUCCCUUUGCAGUGCUCAGCUCUCCUGGUCAGAGAAGAGGGAUUGAUGCAGAGUUGCAAUCAGAUGCAUGCCUCCUACCUCUUUCAGCAAGAUAAACACUAUGACCUGUCCUAUGACACAGGAGACAAGGCCUUACAGUGUGGACGCCACGUUGAUGUUUUUAAAUUAUGGCUAAUGUGGAGGGCAAAGGGGACUGCUGGGUUUGAAGCACAUAUUGACAAGUGUUUGGAGCUGGCAGAAUAUUUGUACAACAUCAUAAAAAACCGAGAAGGAUAUGAAAUGGUGCUUGAUGGAAAGCCUCAGCACACAAAUGUCUGCUUCUGGUAUGUACCUCCCAGUUUGCGCAUUCUGGAAGACAAUGAAGAGAGAAUGAGUCGCCUCUCAAAGGUGGCACCAGUGAUUAAAGCCAGAAUGAUGGAGUAUGGGACCACAAUGGUCAGCUAUCAACCCUUGGGAGACAAGGUCAAUUUCUUCCGUAUGGUCAUCUCAAACCCUGCAGCAACUCAUCAAGACAUUGACUUCCUGAUUGAAGAAAUAGAACGCUUGGACAAGAUUUAUAAUAACCUAAUUCACCAAGCUAUUUCAGUGCCCUAGAGAACUUACCCUCAGCUAAACCCCCUCUUGAGAAAUCUCCUUUGAGAAUUGUGUGAUUUCACAAAAUGCAAGGUGAACACUGCUUGGUCUCUGAGAAUCAAGGAAACCAACUAUGGAGUGUUGCAAACUGCCAACAUUGCCAGUGUUGACUCUGCUGGGCCUUGGAGUAGGUACUACUCCUCAGAAUAAGGACAGAGGAAGACAGGUGUAAAUAUUGUAGCAGGACAAGGGAUUAAAGAACCUCAAACUGGAAAUCAUCUUGCACGUGCUCUUCUGUUUUCAAGUGCUAAAUGCAAACACUGCAUAUUUAGUAGUUCUGUGUCCCUCCCCAAAAAAAACUGUUCCCAACUGGUGUUUCUGAAUGAUGUCAACAUUUCCCCAGCAUCACUCCAUUACUAGAGACAGAAAAAAAUUAAAAAUUAAAUAUACAAAUGUGGAAACCUAUUCUUCUCACCAAAUAUAAACUUGUGUAUGAUCAAAGUAUUUUAUCUGUGUUGUCUCUCUAAAACCAAAUAAAUGUGUAAAUGUGGACACAUUUC
This is a messenger RNA of Castor canadensis (American beaver), 2833 nucleotides long. The record is from RefSeq and is a predicted model, not a curated record. Lineage: Eukaryota; Metazoa; Chordata; Mammalia; Rodentia; Castoridae.